AUGUGGUUUGCCUUGGGAUUUUUGCCCUCCACAACUGCCGCUCCAUCCCAAAUAAAUAAUCGCCGAGCUCGAACGGACGUCAGCGUUGAGCGCCGUGACUUGUCAACUGCCACAAACCCUUAUGCUCCCGUUCAUGUUUCCUGUCCGCCCAACCGGCCUAGCAUUCGUGGCGCUGCAACACUCUCUCCGGAGGAAGUUUCCUGGCUGAAGACCCGACGUGAACAGUCUCUAUCGGGGCUGAAGGAAUUUUUCGGUCAUGUUGAGAUUGAUUGUUUCGACGCCUUGGAUUACCUCGACACAAGCGACUCUUCCAGCUUACCCAAUGUUGCAAUUGCUAUAUCCGGCGGUGGUAUGCGCGCAAUGUUGAAUGGUGCCGGUGCCCUCAAAGCGUUCGACAGUCGGACUGAAGGUACAGCGGCCGAGGGCCAGUUGGGCGGUCUACUUCAAUCCUCCACUUAUGUUGCUGCUCUCAGUGGAGGCUCCUGGUUGCUUUCCUCCGUAUUCAUGAACAACUUUACAACCAUUUCUGCCCUUCAGGACAGUUUCUGGGACUUUAGUUCAGCAUCUAUUCUUGAAGGACCUGCAACCAUGGAGCCUACCGACUUUUGGGGUAAUGUUACAGCUCAAGUGAAGGCCAAGAGGGCUGCUGGUUUUACUACUACUGACGCGGAUAUUUGGGGUCGGGCUGAAGGCUACUACUUCCUCAACGCUAGCCAUGGUGGCGUUGACAUCCAUUGGUCCUCGAUUGCGAAGACACCGUCCUUCCAACACGGAGACAUGCCACUGCCACUGGUGGUUGUCGACGGCCAGUCCUUCGCGGACGCCAACGACGAACCCGGUCAAGAUAAACCCAUCUACGAAGUCUCACCCUGGGAAUUCGGAACUUACGACGACAAUAUGUAUGGCUUCGCACCACUUGAGUACUUGGGCACCCGAUUCGUGAACGGCCAGGUGCCCGAAAAUGAGACCUGCGUGCGCGGCUUCGAUAGCGCUGGAUUUAUCACCGGAACGUCCAGCGACAUCUGGAACGAAAACGGCACAGGUAUUGCUGCUACCCUACGUGAUGCGAUUGCGGAGGUUUCAACCAAUACCACCGAGGGUGCUCUGGAAGUGGAGCUGCUGUCGUUCAUGCUCGAAGAAGUUGUCAGCGCCCUCAGCUCCAACAACACCGCCAUCAGUGGCCCCGCAGCCUAUGAACCAAACCCAUUUUACAAAUACAACGCGAACACCUCACCAUUUGCAGAGACCACAAGAUUGACGGUGGUCGAUGGUGGUGAAGACGAAGAGAACAUUCCCCUCAACCCACUGAUCCAGAGAAAGCGUGACGUGGAUGUCAUCUUCGCCAUCGAUUCCAACAACAAUAACGCCGGCUACAAAUGGCCCACUGGGGAGUCGCUUAUCGCCACUUAUGAGCGAACUCUUGCUGGUUACGCCAACGAUACUUCUUUCCCUUCUAUUCCCGAUGAAAAUACCUUUGUCAACUUGGGUCUUAUCAGCCACCCUACGUUCUUCGGUUGCAACAGCUCGAACAUGACUACACCUGCUCCGUUGAUUGUCUACUUGCCUAACCACCCCGUCACCUACAUGUCCAACACAACAACUACAGAUACCACUUUCAAUACCACAGCCCGUGACGCUAUGAUAACCAAUGGUUAUAAUGUUGCGACCCAGGCAAAUGGCACGCUGGAUAAUGAGUGGACUACUUGUGUGGGAUGCGCUGUCCUUAGUCGUUCGUUUGACAGGACCAAUACACCUGUGCCUGCUGCUUGCGACCGGUGCUUUCAGCGCUAUUGCUGGAACGGAACGCUCGAUACCAGUACUCCAGCGGUCUACGAUCCAUCGAUCAUUUUCCCAUCUGGCUUGUAA
Aspergillus niger is the source of this 1866-nucleotide messenger RNA. RefSeq lists its product as uncharacterized. The coding region runs from base 1 to 1866 and encodes 621 amino acids. Gene Ontology annotation, cellular component: cytosol; intracellular membrane-bounded organelle. The record is from RefSeq and is a predicted model, not a curated record. Gene Ontology annotation, molecular function: A2-type glycerophospholipase activity. The transcript has 4 exons. Gene Ontology annotation, biological process: glycerophospholipid catabolic process. Lineage: Eukaryota; Fungi; Ascomycota; Eurotiomycetes; Eurotiales; Aspergillaceae.